Messenger RNA from Hibiscus syriacus, 1186 nucleotides. RefSeq lists its product as uncharacterized. Bases 1 to 1038 code for a protein of 345 amino acids. The transcript is spliced from 3 exons. Lineage: Eukaryota; Viridiplantae; Streptophyta; Magnoliopsida; Malvales; Malvaceae. The record is from RefSeq and is a predicted model, not a curated record.
AUGAAAAAGUCAAGGAGGAUUUCAAGGCUGCCAUGUUGUCUCAUUGUCUCUUUGAUGUUCUUCAUCUUCAUCUGCUUCAUUUUCCAUCACUUUUCCGAUCAUCCAAACUCUCAAUCUCUUGUCGUCUCCAAGCCAACGCUUCCCAAUUCACAGCAUGAUUUGGAAAGGAAAACUCUGCUGCGAGCAGCACUAAGGAAAGCAUCGAUGAUCGAUAGAACAGUCAUUCUGACGGUCGUCAAUGAAACUUGGGCGAAACCGGCAUCGAUCCUUGACCUCUUCCUUGAAAGCUUCCGAAUCGGAGAAGGAACGGAACGUCUUUUAAACCAUCUGCUUAUCGUUGCCGAAGAUAGCCGAGCAUUCCAGUACUGUAACUCUAAGCAUCCCCAUUGUUUCAAACUCGAAAACUUGACGAAGAAACUCACCAAGACACCACCAGGAACACAAGGGAGCCUCAUGUUUAGUCCAACCAGACUGAUUUUGCUAACCCAAGUUAUCGAAUUCGGUUACAAUGUCGUCUUCACCAAUGCAGACGUAAUGUGGCUGAGGAAUCCGUUAAGUAAACUUGUGCCUAAUUCCGAUUUGUCGAUCGGAUGCGAGCUUUAUCCGAUCGAUGCUAAAACAUUCGGAAUCAAAGGAGACGGGGGAUUCUUUCAUCUCAAAGCAAACGCAAGGACUUUCGAAUUCAUCAGAACAUGCAACUUGAACAGGGUUCUGUACCCUGAUGAUUCUGAACACCAAUCCCUCUGCAAAAUUUCCGAAAAAGGAGAAUACAUCGGCCUCAUCGGAGUCGAAGUUUCGUAUUUCAAUGAGGAGAAAUUCGGUAGACUUUGUCUGCCAUGUGAUUUGAAGCAGAUACUUACGGUACAAGCAAACUGCUGUGAGAACAUUGAUAGCAAGAUCCAUGAUAUGAAGCUUGUGCUCGAUGACUGGAGGAACUUCGUACAACUGUCUGCGAAUAAUGUUAGCUCGAAACAGACACCGUCGUCGUGGAGAGCUCCGGAGAAAUGUAUCACCGGGAUAGAUUCUGCUGUCGUGUAAGCCGACGAGGUACGCUGAUGGAUCGGAUCUAAUAGCUUGUCGGAUGGACAAGACAUUACCUGAGUUUUAUGAGCUUGAAUGUUGAAUGUCUUUUACAUCACAUAUACUAACAAAUUCACAAUGUUAUUUAGCGAACACGUAAAGAAUA